Molecule: messenger RNA, 2031 nt
Organism: Cinara cedri
Lineage: Eukaryota; Metazoa; Arthropoda; Insecta; Hemiptera; Aphididae
Source: the annotation of a GenBank genome assembly
AUGGAAAGUAAGUUUUAUUUCAUCUAAUUUUAAGGUAAAUAGUAUGUUUUAAAUAAAUGUCCACCCAAAUCACCAGAUCAUGAAAAGUAUUUUAUUUCAUUAAUUCUAUAAUCAAUAGUAUUAUUAUUAUUAGUUAAGUUAUAUUUCAUGGGUGGGAGGUUUUAUACACCGAUGGGAAAAUGUACUACAUUCUUAAUUCUAUUGAGGUGUUUCUAUACAAAACGUGUUAUCUCUAUUUUGAGUUAUACAUCGAUUCUUAUAGAGAAAAUGGCGAGAGACUAUUGAAACCAUAGUUUUUGUCAAAAUGUACUAUGUCAUAACUAAAAUUAAACUUAAACUAUUAAUGGAUUUUAAAAAUAUGUUAUUUCCAAUAGAUAUUUUUUCCAUAGCAUUCUAUAUCCACUUUUCUUCAAAACAUAAUACUUCCUGUACUAAAUUAUAGGUUUUACUUUUCAUAUUUUUCCAAAAUAUGGUAUAUUAUUCAUAAUUUUAAUCAUAACGUGUUAUUUUUUUUUACAUCAAAAUGUAUUAUUACCCAUUUUAUUGAUAUAGCAAUAAUUAAACUACAUUGUGUACAAAAGUUAGUAAUACCAAUAUCAUUGAAUCCUUUAAAAUUAAUAUUAUUCCAUUAAUACGUAUUAAAAUAUGAUGUGGCUUAGUAUUAAACCAACAGUGAUACAUAGACAUUAGACAAAUAAUAUGAAAGUCAACAUAAAAAAAGUUAUAUGAUUGUAUAAUUUCCGGCCAGUUCAUGAUAGCAGGCAGCUCUUGGAUUCUUUGUGAUAAUAUUAAAAGCUGUGUUAUGCUAAUGUUCGGUAUCCCAAAAUCCCACAUUAAUUCCAUGACAAAUAAUUAUUUAAUAUUUAUUAAUAUUCCUACUUUAAAAUUUAAAUACCUAUAUUUUGUUACGCAUAAUCUUAAGUUUUAUUAUAUUGUGUAGGUACCUACAAUAAAUUAGAAGAUAUGUUGCAAUCAGUUAGAUUAUACAAGCUGUCCCACGAAGAUAUACCUAUUGAAUAUCUCCGGAGAUAAUAAUGAUAAUCAAAUUCUGUUAUUUUAUAUUACUCACAGGGAAGAGGACUACAAAUAUUUAAUAAACUAUAAAGUAAAAACAGUAUUAAAGUUGUUAAUACUCGUAAAUAAAUAUAUAUAAAAAUAAAAUAAAUUAAUGAAUCCAUGCGUUGCCUGGAGUAUUAUUAAGUGUAUUAUACGACUGGUUUUAAAUUAAAAAUUUAUCAUCAGAUAUAUCACAAUUAAAAUGUAAAACACAUUUUUUAUUUUUAUGUAUAAACUUUUUAUUUAUAUAUUUAUUUAUACGAGGUGUGUUCAAUAAAUAUCCAGACUCAAAUUAUUACAGAUAAACAUUUUGAGUUAUCAGCAAUAUUGUUAUACCAAAAUAAACUAGAGAUAAUGACCAUUAUUUCAGUAUGUAAUUAUAAUCAUUAUCUCAAAUCAGUCAUCGACAAUACGUGUUUUAAGUUGGUCGUUUUGUAUUAAAUCGCGAUUUUACGAUGGAUGGAUAAUAUUACGGAGCAAUGCGCGUAUAUUAAAUUUUGUUUCAAAAUUGGUAAAAAUGUUACGGAAACUUUUGAAUUGAUCAAAUUGGCUUUUGGAGAUAUUUUAGUAAGCUGUUGUGUAACUUUUCACUGAUUCAAACGUUUCAAAGAAGGUCGGAUAUCCAUUGAAGAUGACCAUCGUCCUGGGCGUCCAUCAACAUCAAAAACAAAUGAUACCAUUACUCUUGUUCGAAACAAAAUUAGAAAUGACCGAAGAUUAACUGUUAGAGAAGUAGCCAAUGAAAUUGGCAUAUCAAUUGGUACUUGUCAUUCAAUUUUAUCAGAUGAAUUGGGUAUGAAAAGAAUGUCCGAAAAAUUAGUGCCAAAAUUGUUAACCGAAGAGCAAAUGGAACAUCGUAUUGAAGUGUGUUUGAAACUAAAAAAUCGGAUUUCUAAUGACUCAAGUUUUAUAUCAUCAAUUAUUACGGGUGAUGAAACAUGGGUAUAUGGAUAUGAUCCUGAAACCAAAGUUUAA